UGCUGAGUGUUGAUCUCUGUGCGUGUGUAACUGUGCAAAACUUUUAUUUUUUUCAUAAUUGGUUGUUGCAUUCUUCACUGGCAGCACUGCUGUUUUUAGUGAAAGAAAGCUGUUUUUGACAUUUAGCAUAGCAUCUUUUCUUAGAAUUACCUAACUGCAUAAGCGUGCACAUCCUUGAACUAAUACUUAGUUGAAGCACACUUUGAUUUUAUUACAGCACUCAGUCUGUUUGGAUAAGAGUCUGUUAGCUUGGCACAUCUUGACUUGGAAAUAUUUCCCCACUCUUCUUUGCAAAAAUGUUCUAGAUCUGUCAAAUUGUGAGGGCAUCUCCUGUGUACGGCCCUCUUCAGGUCCCCCCACAGAUUUUCUAUAGGAUUCAGGUCUGGGCUCUGGCUGGGCCAUUCCAAAACAUUAAUCUUUUUUUGCUGAAGUCAUUCUUUUGUUGAUUUGGGUGUGUGCUUUGGAUCAUUGUCUUGCUGAAAGGUGAACGAUAUCUUCAUUUUCAGCUUUCUAGCAGAUGCCAGAAGGUUCUGUGCCAAAAUUGACUGGUACUUGGAGCUAUUCAUGAUUCCCUCCACCUUCUCUAAAGCCACAGUUCCAGCUGAAGAAAAGCAGCCCCAAAGCAUGAUGCUGCCACCACCAUGCUUCACCGUGGAAUUAAAUCUGCUUGACAUGCUACUGAAGAUGGAGUUUGUUAAAGAGGAGUUUAAAGAGGAGAGUGAAGAUGUCAGUAUUUCAGAACCAUUCAGACUGAAGAAUGAAGAUACUGAGGAACAAAGAGAGCUGACUGAAGUGAAAAAGGAAAGUCAAGAACUGAAUGAAGUGGAAGAGAAACAUCAGUAUCAGAAACCUUAUAAUUUUGUAAGUGCAGAAAUGUUUGACAGUUGCUCACAGACUGAAAAGAAAUUCUCACAAAAAACUAGAAGAACAAAAACAGAAAAUUAUUUAAUCUGCCCUCAGUGUGGAAAGAGUUUCACACAUAAAGGAAGCCUGAAUAUCCACUUAAGAAUUCACUCUGGAGAGAAGCCUUACACAUGCCAUCAGUGUGGAAAGAGAUUCACACAUAAAGAAAGCCUGAAUAUCCACAUAAGAAUUCACUCUGGAGAGAAGCCUUUUACAUGCCAUCAGUGUGGAAAGAGUUUCACACAUAAAGGAAGCCUGAAUAUCCACAUAAGAAUUCACUCUGGAGAGAGGCCUUUCACCUGCCAUCAGUGUGGAAAGAGUUUCAUAAAGAAAGAAAACCUAAAGCAACACUUAAGAAUUCACUCUGGAGAGAAGCCUUUUACAUGCCAUCAGUGUGGAAAGAGUUUCACACAUAAAGGAAGCCUGAAUAUCCACAUAAGAAUUCACUCUGGAGAGAAGCCUUUCACCUGCCAUCAGUGUGGAAAGAGUUUCAUAAAGAAAGAAAACCUAAAGCAACACAUAAGAAUUCACUCUGGAGAGAAGCCUUUCACAUGCCAUCAGUGUGGAAAGAGUUUCACACACAAAAGAAGUCUUAAAGAGCACAUGAAAAUUCACACUGGAGAGACCCCAUACACAUGCCUGCAGUGUGGAAAGAGUUUCAAACAAAAGGGAAACCUUAAUAUCCACAUAAGAACUCAUACUGGAGAAAAGCCUUUCACAUGUCUUCAGUGUGGAAGGAGUUUCAUAGACUCAAAUGCCCUUAAGGAUCACAAGACAAUUCACACUGGAGAGAGGCCUUUUACAUGCCUUCAGUGUGGAAAGAGUUUCAAACAUAAAAGAAGCCUCAAAAUUCACAUUGGAAUUCACAGCGGAGAGAAGCCUCACACUUGUCCUCAGUGUGGAAAAAGGUUUUCAGUUAAAGGAAGCCUUAAAAGGCACAUAAAAAUUCACACUGGAGAGAAACCUUUUGCAUGUCUUCAGUGUGGAAAUAAUUUCACAGAAAAAUCCAGUUUAAAGGAUCACAUGAGAAUUCACACUGGAGAGAAGCCUUUCACCUGUCCUCAGUGUGAGAAGAGUUUCACAAGUAAAACAACCAUGAGAGCUCACAUGAAAUGUCAUUCAGGAGAGAAAUUACACCACUGUUCUCAGUGUGGCAAGAGUUUUGUUCGAUCAAGAUAUCUCAUUGUUCAUCAGCGCUAUCACUCUGGAGAAAGGCCAUUUAACUGUGAUCAGUGUGGUCAAAAAUUUGUCUGUUCAUCACACCUAACAAGACACUUGAAAAUUCAUGGUAAUGAGAAGCCUUACAUGUGUUCUCUUUGUGGAAUGAGUUUUACACAGAUGGCCUAUUUUAAACAACACCAGACAAUACAUACUGGUGUGAAAGCUCACGUGUGCUCUGAGUGUGGAAAAUCCUUUGUCCGAAUCAGCUCCUUGAAACGGCACCAAAGAGUUCAUAUGGGAGAUAAACCUUACGAGUGUUCACAUUGUGAAAGUAGAUAUGCUCAUCCAAGACUCCUGAUAACACAUGAGAAAGUGCAUACUGGAGAGAAGACCUAUGACUGCACUCAAUGUGGGAGGAGUUUCAGCUCACCAAGUACUGUACGGAGGCAUUUAAAGAAGAAUUGCCCAAAGAUUUCACAGUGAGCAAACUUUAUCUUGAGAAUCUUUGUUAUUUGAAAUUUGUGUAACUUCCAAAGAUAGACUUUCUCUGUGAGAGACUACAAGAGUAAUAUGGUGUUGGAGGACAUCAACUCUUAUAGGAUGGAUGAAAUAAGAGGGAAAAAAGUUAUUUUGGUCAUACUAUUAUACCUAUUGUCAAUGACAUAAUAAGGAUGAGAUGGAUCAUUCCUAUAAUGCUAAAUAUGGCGACUGGUCGGAAUGGAAUACAGUAAGAGCUAAUCACCAUUUUGAUAGAGAUGACCAGCCUGAAAAAUAUUGUAGUCAUAGACUAAAAAAAUACUCAAUCAGACUUGCGGGAACAUUAAGGAAAUUAUUUUUUGUUUUCUAUUGUUGUAUACUAUUAAUUGUUUGUUUAUUGAUUGUAUAUGUUGAUGAUUGUAUGAAAUUACUAGAAAUUAAAAGGAUUUAAAUCUUGUUUAGUA
This is a messenger RNA of Myxocyprinus asiaticus (Chinese sucker), 3005 nucleotides long. Its product is annotated as gastrula zinc finger protein XlCGF57.1-like. Gene Ontology annotation, cellular component: nucleus. The transcript has 3 exons. Gene Ontology annotation, molecular function: RNA polymerase II transcription regulatory region sequence-specific DNA binding; DNA-binding transcription factor activity, RNA polymerase II-specific. Gene Ontology annotation, biological process: regulation of transcription by RNA polymerase II. The record is from RefSeq and is a predicted model, not a curated record. NCBI's taxonomy places the organism in Eukaryota, Metazoa, Chordata, Actinopteri, Cypriniformes, Catostomidae. The coding region runs from base 565 to 2547 and encodes 660 amino acids.